UUAUCUCACGCCUCCAUCCCGAUCUCCGUCUCCGUCUCUCCUGUCCCGCCCGCGUCCGUCUCCGUCCCCAUCGCCUCCGACGGGUUCGGGCCACCGCCCAACACGCUCACCGAGCCCGUAUGGAACACCGUGAAGCGCGACCUUGCCCGAAUCGUUAGCAACCUCAAGCUCGUCGUCUUCCUCAACCCCUACCGUGGGGACCCUGGCAAGGCGCUCAGGGACUGGGACCUGUGGGGACCCUUCUUCUUCAUCGUCUUCCUUGGCCUCACCCUCUCCUACUCCGCCUCCGUUAAGAAGUCUGAAGUAUUUGCUGUUGCAUUCGCUGUCCUGGCAGCUGGGGCUAUAAUUCUGACCUUGAAUGUUCUGCUUCUAGGUGGACACAUCAUCUUCUUCCAAAGCCUCAGUCUUCUUGGCUAUUGCUUGUUUCCACUAGAUGUUGGUGCUCUAGUUUGUAAAAUUAGUCGAAAUGUUGUAAAGAGAAUGAACUUUGUCCACUUAAUUGACUGUCGACCUUUCUUUUGA
Messenger RNA from Phragmites australis (common reed), 522 nucleotides. RefSeq names its product protein YIP4b-like. Lineage: Eukaryota; Viridiplantae; Streptophyta; Magnoliopsida; Poales; Poaceae. The transcript has 3 exons. Gene Ontology annotation, cellular component: membrane; trans-Golgi network. The annotation marks the transcript as partial. The record is from RefSeq and is a predicted model, not a curated record. Gene Ontology annotation, biological process: endoplasmic reticulum to Golgi vesicle-mediated transport.